AUGCCUGCUGCUGCUCCGCGACAUCCCGGCCUCACACAGACUUAUGGCGAGCGAUCGGAACAACCGAAUCUUCCACCUCUGGCGACUUAUCUACUGCGAUUGAUACACCUGAAAAGGACGAACUUGUGCGUUUCUGCCGAUGUCAAUACUACGACCGAUCUAUUACGACUCGCGGAGGAAGUGGGCGAGCAUAUCUGCGUGCUGAAAACUCAUGCGGACAUAAUCGAUGAUUUCGGAGAUAAGACGAUAAGAGGACUGAACGAGGUCGCGAGAAGGAAAAAGUUCUUGAUCUUUGAGGAUAGGAAGUUUGGGGAUAUUGGAAGUACCCUCCAACAACAAUACACCCGUGGACCUCUGGCGAUAGUGAAAUGGGCACCCAUAGUCAACGCGGCACUCUUUCCCGGCCCGGCCAUCAUCACCGCCUUAGCUGAAGCAGCACAAAGAGCAAUCUCCGCGCACAACACUUCCGUCUCAACAGAUAUAUCGGCUUCCCCCGUAGCAUCUCUGGUAGACAGCGGACGGGACGACGAAUCAGUCGAAGAGGAAUCCCAAGACGACGACGACGACGACGACGAUGACGACGAUGAUAAUGACGAUGAAGACGACAACAACGAGAAGGAGGAAGAAGGGCCAGGAAGAAUGACGCACGAAGACCGCAAAGGCCGCAAACAAUCCGUCGUCUCCGUCAGCACAACCAUCAGCACCAAAACCGAAGCCAUCUCCCCCCAACCCCACGCCCUCCGCCCCUCCCUCUCCCGCGAAGCCACAGAAGAAAGCUCCGAAGAAGAAGACGAAGACGACCUAGCAGCCCAACUAGCGGAACUAGGCCCACCCCCUUACUUCCGCUCCCUCCUCCUGCUGGCCCAAAUGUCCUCGGUAGGCAACCUAAUGGGUCCCGAAUACACCGCCGCCUGCGUCCACCACGCGCGACAAAACAAGGAUUUCGUGAUGGGUUUCAUCGCGCAGCAGAGUCUGAAUCAACAAGUCGGAGACAAUUUCAUCACGAUGACGCCCGGGGUGCAAUUAGCAGCUGGUGAUGGUGAUGGGUUGGGCCAGCAGUACAACACUCCUGCGAAAGUUGUCGGGGAGAAUGGGGCGGAUGUGAUUAUUGUGGGGCGAGGGGUGUUGAAGGCGGAGGAUAGGCGGAAGGCGGCGGCGUUGUAUCGGCGGCAGGGGUGGGAGGCUUAUUUGCAGCGGUUGAGGAGUGGACGACAGGGAGGACGAUGA
Molecule: messenger RNA, 1227 nt
Organism: Recurvomyces mirabilis
Lineage: Eukaryota; Fungi; Ascomycota; Dothideomycetes; Mycosphaerellales; Teratosphaeriaceae
Product: orotidine 5'-phosphate decarboxylase
Exons: 2
Coding region: 1-1227 (408 amino acids)
Biological process (GO): 'de novo' UMP biosynthetic process; 'de novo' pyrimidine nucleobase biosynthetic process
Molecular function (GO): orotidine-5'-phosphate decarboxylase activity; orotate phosphoribosyltransferase activity
Source: RefSeq, a predicted model, not a curated record